This is a messenger RNA of Rhodamnia argentea, 1171 nucleotides long. RefSeq names its product glucan endo-1,3-beta-glucosidase, basic isoform-like. Gene Ontology annotation, cellular component: plasma membrane; cell wall. The record is from RefSeq and is a predicted model, not a curated record. The transcript is spliced from 2 exons. The coding region runs from base 65 to 1105 and encodes 346 amino acids. Gene Ontology annotation, molecular function: hydrolase activity, hydrolyzing O-glycosyl compounds. Gene Ontology annotation, biological process: carbohydrate metabolic process. NCBI's taxonomy places the organism in Eukaryota, Viridiplantae, Streptophyta, Magnoliopsida, Myrtales, Myrtaceae.
AAGUGAUGGCAAACCACGCUUCUCAUUUUUUUUUUUCGUGCUAUCUUUUUGGUUUUCUUCACCAAUGGCAAAAUCUUCCCCCUUUGCUGCAAACUCUCUCUCCAUUCCUUCAAUGCUGCUCCUUGCCCUGCUGAUGCUCACAAGCCUGCACAGGACAGUUGCCCAGACAGGAGUUUGCUAUGGGAUGCUUGGCAACAAUCUCCCAUCGGCGCAAGAAGUUGUGGCACUUUACAAGCAGAAAAACGUCCCAACCAUGCGAAUCUACGACCCGAAUCCACAAGCUCUUCAGGCCCUCGGAGGUUCCAACAUCGAGCUCAUGCUAGGCCUCCCGAACUCCGACCUCCGAAGCAUCGCCUCGAGCCAGGCCAAUGCCAACACAUGGGUCCAGAACAACAUCAAGAGCCACGGCAACAUCCGGUUCAAGUACGUCGCGGUGGGCAACGAGGUGCAGCCCUCCGACCCGUCCGCACAGUUCCUCGUCCCUGCCAUGCGCAACGUCCGGACCGCUAUCGUCAAUGCGGGCCUCGGGAAUCAGAUCAAGGUCUCCACCGCGGUGGACACAGGCGUGCUCGGUGAGUCCUACCCGCCCUCGAAAGGCACGUUCAAGUCCGACCACAUGCCUCUCCUCAGCCCCAUCAUCGGUUUCUUGGUCGAGACCCAAGCCCCCUUGCUGCUGAACUUGUAUCCUUACAUCAGCUACGUCGGCAACCCUCGAGACAUUAGAUUGGACUACGCGCUGUUCACGGCUCCCUCAGUGGUGGUCACGGACGGGGCAUUGGGUUACAAGAACCUCUUCGACGCGAUACUGGACGCAGUCUACUCUGCGCUCGAGAAGGCCAACGGCGGCUCGCUGGGGAUCGUCGUGUCGGAGACUGGGUGGCCUUCUGCGGGAGGAGGUGCGGCAACGUCGCUCGACAACGCGAGGACUUACAACACCAAUUUGGCCAACCACGUCAAGGGAGGGACUCCGAAGAGGCCCCGCGGGCCUAUCGAGACGUACGUGUUCGCCAUGUUCGACGAGAAUCAGAAGACCCCUGAGUAUGAGAAGCACUGGGGGCUUUUCCUUCCGAACAAGCAACCUAAGUACCCUAUCAAUCUUAAUUAGGAGAGCGUCUUGGUACGUGCUAUUGUGAUGCCGUGGGAGUGCAACGAGAGCAUGUGAUUGCCCCAU